Messenger RNA from Trifolium pratense (red clover), 1397 nucleotides. RefSeq lists its product as uncharacterized. Lineage: Eukaryota; Viridiplantae; Streptophyta; Magnoliopsida; Fabales; Fabaceae. The record is from RefSeq and is a predicted model, not a curated record. Bases 360 to 1067 code for a protein of 235 amino acids. The transcript has 2 exons.
UUAGUGAGUGAGAUAGGGAGCUGAGUUGGCUUGUAAUAAAGAGUAUAAUGAGGUUUUAUGAAUAAUUAGUGAGUGAGAUAGGGUGCUGAGUUGGCAAGUUUGUUAUGCCUCUUAGUAGUAUAUAUAGUGAGGUAAGGGGGGUGUGAGGCAUCAUGGAAGAUUAUUAUUAGGACCAUUAUGGUUAGGCAAGGAAAGAGUCUUCUCUUUCUUUGAAGGAGCUUUGCUUUGUGGGCAUUAGGAUAUUCAUCCUCUUGCAUUUAUCUUUCAUUUUUAUAUAAUAAUACACUGUUUUCAUUAUUCCUGCUUUUUAAUCCUUUUCUUCAAUAUUUUAUAAGUUGCGAAAUUUUCGGUUUGCAACAAUGGUCCGACCUACCGGAUUCGACGUUGAGCCAGUGAUAUCGACAAAGGUGGUUCCCAGAUUUGAUGGAACGGAAGAUGGUUAUUGGUGGCUGAUCCAGUUGGAUCGGUAUUUUGAGGCUAACACUUGGCUCGUGGAAGAAAGAAAAGUGGGAUGGGUGACUGCCAUGGCUUUCAGCGGAGAUGCUUUCAGCUGGUGGUGCAAUUGUAAGCAAGGUAACCAGAAUAUCACAUGGGAGGCGUUUGAAAGGGCUCUCAUUAAGAAAUUUAUUCCAGAUAUGUGGGAGAUGCUUGAAACCGCAGAAUGUGAGGAGCAAGAAAACCAUGAAUACGUUUUGAAUGAGACAGGAGAGAACAAAGAAGAGUCGAUGGAGGUUAGAAACAAGACAGAUUCUGGACUGAUGCAAAAUUCAUCGGAGCAGUCAGAUCAGAAAUUUCCGACGACCACAACGGAGAUACCAUCAGUCAUGGAAUUCAGUGCACAACAAAACUCAGAGUGUCACAAGGAACCGGUGACUGAAUCAUAUGUGUUAUUCGAAACAGAAACGUUGGAAAAGAUGAAGAUCAAGUGGUUGGAGGAAGCCACCACAACCGUGGAGGAUCCAAACCUGGAGGAAGAUAUUUCACAAACAAGAGGGGAUCAAAUGAUUGUUCUCGACCCAGAACCACCACCGGAGCCACCGGACAAUGGUCAUCGAGUGGUGUGGUAAGCAUUAAACAACCAGAAACACUUGAUGGUGAGUCAAGGAAAGCAAUUGGGUUGUCGAUGACGAUCUCACUUCCUCCUUCGACAAAACUACCGUCUCUUCCAACAGUAGGAAAGAAAGUCGUACUGCUAAUGAAGUCUGUUAAUGAAGUCAUGUGGAGAAUGGCACAAUUUGUAUUUGAUAGAGGCAAAGUUUUAAUGGAAGCAAAUCCCAACCUUGAGGACAAGGUUGUUUUGAAGGGGUGGGUAUUGAUAGAGACCAAGUAUGAGUGAUUAGUGAGUGAGAUAGGGAGCUGAGUUGGCUUGUAAUAAAGAGUAUAAUGAGGUUUUAUGA